AUGGCAACAGUGAAGCACAGAUUCCAGAGCAGCGAGACUGGCCGCCAAGACGCAGUGAGAGCAGAUGCAAUGGCAGUGGUUUCGGUGGAAGAUAUCCAGCACCUGGGGGAGGCCAAGUUGGAAGAGCACCCAAGGACCUACAUUGCACUCGGGGCAGGUCACGGACACACCUUGAGGGAGAACACAGAGGCUUUCAAGAGGAUACUUUUCCGACCACGAAUCUUUUUGGAUGUGGAGAGGGUCAACACCUCGACCACCGUGCUCGGCUGUGCAGUAUCCUUCCCGGUAGGACUUGCUCCAUCAGCGGGUCACAAGAUGGCACACCCUGACGGAGAGAUCGCCUCUGUGAAAGCGGCUCAGGACGCCGGCACGGUGAUGAUCCUCAGCAGCUUGAGCACCGUGUCUCUCGAAGACGUGAGGGCCGCGGCGCCUGGCUGUCUCCUCUGGCAGCAGACGUGCAUCUAUCGUGACCGGACCAUUACCCAGUCCUUGGUCGAGAGGGCCGCUGCCAGCGGCUUCUCGGCCAUCGUGGUCACCGCAGACGCACCCGUGCACGGUGACGGCAAGCUGCACCACCCCUAUAUGGGCGUUUCACCGCCUAGUUUCAGGAUGACUGAAGAAGAUAAGGUUGGACACGUUCUGAAGGGGAUAGCGGAAGAUGUGUACAAUUUCCUGAUCUUAAAAGAGAGCCUGACCUCCGUGUCCGACGUGAUGCAGCAUUGUCGGACAUUUGAAACGCUAAAGAUGCGACGGAUAGCGCCAAAAUUUGGCCGUCUCUCCAACGUCCCGACGGUGGCUAGUGUCGACACAAUGACGCCCAAUGACCUGGCAUCGACAAUACGGCAGAUUUAUGUCCUUCACUCGACCUGGGUCCAGGCGGAGGCCUUCAGUGCUAAGAAUGUGCCCGAGGGUGACGUAAGAGAUCGCGCUAGCUAUGUUUUCGGUUGGUCUUUGGACUCGCGAGUCGCCAUGGGUCGGACGCCUGUCGUACUUUCCAAAGCGAGCAGUGGCAGUACGAGGAACGUCGGCGCGCCCAAGAGCGCGAGUGUGCGCGUCGCCGUCGAGCCAAGGCCAUCGACGUCACUCGGUUUCGCCAAUAUCGAAGCCUCAUUGCCGGUCGGGCUCAAUAAAGGCAAGCCGCUAGACAAAUAUUCGAGUGACAUGGAUGCUUCGCCAUCGGCCACCUGGGACGACAUCGAAUGGCUGCGCCGUCUCUCGAAACUACCUGUGGUAGUCAAGGGUGUACUCACUGCCGAAGCGGCACUCGCAGCACACCGGCAUGGUGCAGCAGCUGUGAUCGUAUCCAACCAUGGUGGCCGCCAACUGGACGGAACUCCGGCCACGAUCGAUGUUCUUCCCGAGAUAGUAGCCGCCGUGGGGGACAAGAUGGAGGUGUACCUGGACAGCGGAGUACGAACGGGCGCCGACGUGGUCAAGGCGCUCGCGCUGGGAGCUCGGGCUGUCUUCGUAGGACGGCCGGUGUUCUGGGGGCUCGCCUAUGACGGUAAGGAAGGUGUCGAUAGAGUGUUGCAAAUACUUAAGGAGGAAGUUGAGCGCACCAUGCAACUCCUCGGUUGUUCGGACGUCAGGGACCUGUGCGAAGACUUUGUCUUGAGGAAGAACCGCUGUUUGGCGCAUUCCGAAUCACCUUGUAAACACUGAAGAUGUGGAUGUACAGGUUGUAUACAGUAGAAUGGGCGUGUGCGCUGGAAAUAAUAAAGGCAACGACGAC
Rhipicephalus sanguineus (brown dog tick) is the source of this 1732-nucleotide messenger RNA. RefSeq lists its product as uncharacterized. NCBI's taxonomy places the organism in Eukaryota, Metazoa, Arthropoda, Arachnida, Ixodida, Ixodidae. The coding region runs from base 1 to 1662 and encodes 553 amino acids. The transcript is spliced from 11 exons. The record is from RefSeq and is a predicted model, not a curated record. Gene Ontology annotation, molecular function: oxidoreductase activity; FMN binding.